GGCUAUGUAAGAGUAAAAUAAAGAAGUUAAAAUUGAUUGUUAGUUGAAACGGCGUCGCGGUGAAGAGCAACUCCGUCCUUCUCCCUUUACACUUCACUAAUCCGCUUCCCCUCCUGUUAAAACAUCACUGAACGCACAUUUCGGCCUAACAGUGCCUCUAGAGAUUAGUAAAAGUGUUGGACCGCAUAUUUAGCUCAUAAAUGGUGAACAUAAAACUCGUAUUUUAACGUAAAAUGCAGUAUUAUCCUUUCGCGCUUCUAACUGCUAUUUUCGCUCUUCAGCGUCUCCUGAGCAGCCAUUACAUCAGGUUUUUGGGGGGCGGGGACAUGCAAAUGAGCUGUGUCUGUGAAACUGUGAUUUUCAGCAGUUAUGGCCCGUACAAAGCAGACAGCCCGUAAAUCCACAGGAGGGAAAGCGCCCCGUAAACAGCUCGCCACUAAAGCUGCCCGUAAGAGUGCGCCCUCUACAGGAGGGGUGAAGAAACCGCACCGUUACAGGCCCGGCACCGUGGCUCUACGUGAGAUUCGGCGUUAUCAGAAAUCCACAGAGCUGCUGAUCAGGAAGCUGCCGUUCCAGCGCCUCGUCCGAGAAAUCGCUCAGGACUUUAAAACCGAUCUGCGGUUCCAGAGCGCUGCCAUUGGAGCCCUACAGGAGGCGAGUGAAGCGUACCUGGUAGGUCUGUUUGAGGACACUAAUCUGUGUGCUAUCCACGCCAAGCGUGUCACCAUCAUGCCCAAAGACAUCCAGCUGGCACGCCGCAUCCGUGGAGAACGUGCUUAACACACACACACUCGAUAUUACAAAAAUAUACACACACACUUUCCUAAUUACACCCUCUCAUAUGUCACACAAGGUCUGUCUCUCACUGUGUAUCUAGUCACCGGCUGUGCUGCUGGUUUUAUGUGUGUGUGUGUGUGUGUGUGUGUGUGUGUGAUUAGUGAAAACCUCUUGAGUGUAACACAUAGAGGCUCCUGAUUGGCUGUAGGUUUUGGUGUGGAACUGUGGGUAAAAUCUGCAUUAUUUGGGUUUAGGGUUAUUGGUUGUGUAUAGCGAGCUUCAUCACUGGCUGUAUUGUGCUCCGAUUCUCCUUCUGUGUGUGUGUGUGUGUGUGUGUGUGUGUGCGUGUUACUGAGUGCUUUUAUAUUUGUAUUAGUUUUAAUCUCAGUACGAAAGUGUUUGUCACAUUUUCACCAGUUUAAGAACAGAAAUAAAAUAUAAAAAAUGCAAAAAUAUAUAUUUUUUGCUCCACUUUUUUGCCGUCUUUCUCUCUGACAGUGCGACAGAUUCAUAAACACACCACACACACCACUGUUUCAUUUUUAAUUUGACUUAUUUCUGCACUCAUGUUUAUUAAUCAGUGUGUCGUUAGCAGGUGACUGCUCAGGUUUUUCUACAUUGUUUUGUAUGAAGUGUAUCUUGGGGUAUCAGAUUUUAUUCGAUAGAUAAAUAAAGGAGUUGUUUGUCCUCA
Molecule: messenger RNA, 1468 nt
Organism: Ictalurus furcatus (blue catfish)
Lineage: Eukaryota; Metazoa; Chordata; Actinopteri; Siluriformes; Ictaluridae
Exons: 4
Coding region: 370-780 (136 amino acids)
Cellular component (GO): nucleosome
Molecular function (GO): DNA binding; protein heterodimerization activity; structural constituent of chromatin
Source: RefSeq, a predicted model, not a curated record